Messenger RNA from Mugil cephalus (flathead mullet), 4969 nucleotides. It is a transcript of the gene sh3pxd2b, whose product is annotated as SH3 and PX domains 2B. NCBI's taxonomy places the organism in Eukaryota, Metazoa, Chordata, Actinopteri, Mugiliformes, Mugilidae. Gene Ontology annotation, molecular function: phosphatidylinositol binding; protein binding; superoxide-generating NADPH oxidase activator activity. The transcript has 15 exons. The record is from RefSeq and is a predicted model, not a curated record. Gene Ontology annotation, biological process: superoxide anion generation. The coding region runs from base 532 to 3312 and encodes 926 amino acids. Gene Ontology annotation, cellular component: cytoplasm.
AUAAAAAAAACUCAGCUGUUUCCUAUUGACAUUAAAAGCGUUUGCCGUCGCUGCAUGGGUGUCACUGAGCACAUGCAGCGAUACAGCUUUAAGUGAACGGAUUGAACCCUGCGCUGAGCUGAGUGAUCCUCCAGCAGACUGUGGUUUGCUCUGACGCUGGAGGGUUGGUCCACGGAGGCAUUAAACGCAGCUCGAGUGGGAGUGGGCGAGCCGGGAUAGGCUGGGAGUUUGGUUGGAGCCGUCAGCGGGUCGGGAUAAGGCACAGGAAAGGAGGGCGGAAAAAAAAAAAAAAAAAAAAAAAACGAGGUACCCGACCGAGCGGUAACUUCUGGCUUAAUGUUGGCACAGACUGUUUGACGUCGCUUGUCGUGCGUCGCGGAUCGCAGCGGCGCGGAUGACAAAGGAGCGUCGCGUUGCAAACUUUUUUCUUUUUAUUCGACCGGGUGUGAUCGCUCGUUAAAAAAAAAAAACCCAACGGUGGGAUUCUGCUUUUCUUCUUUUUUAAACCGGAGCCACAAAGAAGAGGACGUCAUGCCACGGCGCACCGUGCAAGAAGUAACCGUGCAAGAUGUCCAGAAGAGAAGGAAUCCAAACAAACACUACGUUUACAUCAUCAAAGUGUCCUGGAGCGAUGGCAGUACAGAAGUCAUUUACAGACGCUACAGCAAGUUCUUUGACUUGCAGAUGGAAUUGCUGGACAAAUUCCCGGUGGAAGGAGGGCAGAAGGACCCGAAGCGUAGGAUCAUUCCAUUCCUGCCAGGGAAGAUUCUGUUCCGGAGGAGUCACAUCAGAGACGUGGCGAUGAAAAGGUUAAGGCCGAUCAACGAGUACUGCAGGGCCCUCAUUCAGCUGCCAGUCUACAUCUCCCAGUGUGAGGAGGUCAGAGUGUUCUUCGAGACCAGACCCGAAGACCUCAACCCACCAAAGGAGGAGCCCAUUGGAAAGAAGAAGUCUGGGUUUGCAGAGAGAGCGACUACUUUCCUAAAGCGAGGCGACUCUUCCUCAGCGGAUCCUCUGCUCCUCGAUCAGUACGUGGCAGUGACAGACUAUGAGAAGCAGGAGAGCUCUGAGAUCAGUCUUCACGUGGGUCAGGUGGUGGAGGUCAUUGAGAAAAACGAGUCUGGGUGGUGGUUCGUGAGCUCAGAAGAUGCCCAGGGCUGGGUCCCUGCCACCUGCCUGGAGGCGCAGGACGACCCAGAUGACUUCACUAUUCCAGGGGAAGAAGUCCCUCGGAGGUUCUGGUCACUGCCAAGGCACGUGGGUCGUCGCAGAACUUUAGGGGAUCUUUUCAGCACAGGCUUUGGGCAAGAGGAGAAGUAUUCAGUGAUUUACCCGUACUCUGCCAGAGACCAGGAUGAGAUCGACCUGGAGAGAGGCAUGGUGGUCGAGAUUAUUCAGAAGAAUCUGGAAGGCUGGUGGAAGAUCAGGUACCAAGGUCGUGAGGGCUGGGCCCCCGCCUCCUACCUGAAGAAGACUGACCUCCAGAGUCAGAAGCAGUCAGCCGGAGCCGCCAGUACAAACGACAUAGACGGCUUUUCCAAACAAAACCAGCAAAACAAUGCAGCCAGAGACAACGGGCAGAAAGAAAACAGGCUCUCACUUUUCUCUGAAAACACCAAAAAAGUGGGAUCAAGACACAGACCUCCACCACGCAGAGAUCUUACCAUCCCACGUGGUACAAACUUACCCAAGCCGCCCGUUCCUCCACAAGUUGAGGAAGAGUUCUACACCAUAGCCGACUUCCAGACCACCAUCCCUGAUGGGAUUAGCUUCCAAGCUGGAAUAAAAGUUGAGGUGAUUGAGAAGAAUGCGAGUGGUUGGUGGUACAUCCAGAUAGAUGAGAAAGAGGGCUGGGCCCCGGCCACAUUUAUUGACAAGUACAAGAAAACCAGCAACGCUCUGCGACCUAAUUUCCUUGCCCCACUGCCGAAUGAAAUGGAGAAGCUCAGGCUGGAGGAUGGUGGUUCUUCAGGGGCGGAUGACAGCUGGUCCAAGCCUCUUCCAGAUGAGCCAACCGAGUCCUCUGCUCGACCUAAGCUGAGAGAUUGGAAGUCCAGUAAGGGGGCCCCUGCCUUCUCUGGGCCCCUGCCCCCAGCCCCGUCUGCCCCUCCGGCUGAGGAGAAACCAGCUCUGCCACCUCGAAGGGAGUCCAUUAACAAGAGUUUUGAACUGGAGGUAGCGGAGAAACCAAGACCGGAUCAUUCCAAGCCUUUGCCUCCAAAACCCCCAGCUCCUGGGGUCAUCAUGCCGCUGGUUACACCCAAGGCCGCCCCCUUCAAACCGGACAAGCCCUCAGAAGCCAAGAAAGAGGAUAAGAACAAAGCUCUCCACCUUCGGAAUGAAAUGGGUCUCGAAUGUGGCCACAAGGUCUCUGCCAAAGAGGUGAAGAAGUUUAACCUGAAACCUGUUCCUAAACAGCCACCAAGGCCCAAGUCAGAGGUGGCAGAGGAGAAACCUGAGCCCCCGGGCCCUGCAGCCUUUAUGAAGGCCAAGCCAGUGGUCCGACCAAAACCCGUUCCAGCCGCCAAGCCGGACCCCCCAGCGGAAAACAAACUAGACAUCACCAACUUGAGAAGCAAGCUUAGACCAUCGUCAAAACCAGCAGACCUUGGCUCUGGGUCAGUGGAGGCGAACCAUCAGAAUGACGCCUCCGCAGCAGUGAAUAGCUCCCACCCGAGUUCACCCCCUAGCUCCCCCCCGAUCCACAUCCCUUCCCUUAAUAAUGGUAAGUACUCCGAAGAGCCAAAGCUGCCCCCAAAACACGUCAACGGCCAUAGCUCCUCACCCCCUGCAAAACCAGCCGUGCCUCCCCACAAGGAUGCCCCCCAGAGACCCCCGGCCAUGGCUCCACGGAGACCACCUCCUCCAAAGAAAACCGACCCAUCGAGCCCGACUGAACUCAAACCUCCACCUGCUCUAAAGGAAUCCCAGGACGCUCCUCCCAAGCUUCCACCACCACAGCUCAACAGACCCCCUCCCCCGAAACCUAAAGGGUUUGUUGCGUCACCACCGAACAAAGAGAAGGAAGAGUCCAAGGGGAACAAAGUCCCCGUCCCUCCCAAGCCCCAGUUAAAGAGCGAGAAGCCCGGGCCGCCCAAGGACAAGCUCCCGCCUUUAGUCAAGGAGCCCAGUAAGGACGAGCUGUAUCUGGCCGUGGCGGACUUUGAAGGCGAGGACCAAACAUCCAGCUUCAAGGUGGGUACGGUCUUUGAAGUACUGGAGAAAAACAGCAACGGCUGGUGGUUCUGUAAAAAUAUCGCCGCAGAAGUUGAGGGCUGGAUCCCCUCAAAUUACCUGAGCAAGAAACCUUAGGUAGAAAAUGUAUUUUCAAACAUCACCUGACGAAGAAAAGAAAAAAAAAAAGAACAAAAUAUCAGUAGUUUUUAGCUAGUCGGUGUUUUUUUUUAUUAUUUUAUUUAUACGUGUAGGUACCUUUUUUUUUUGUUGUUGAUUCAUUUUGAUAAUAUUCUACCAGCAAUAACACGUGACCUUGUUGGGUUUUGUGACAUUUUACUUUUUUCUUCCUAGAUAUUAUAUCAAAUCUAAGGUAAAAAAAAAAAAAAAUGCUUUUAUCGCCCUGUGCUAGUGACGGCGUCGGUGUUGCCAUAACUCAGGCUAGACACUAGAAUAAAUGUAUCCACACCUUUGCCUUUUAUGAUACCGUGCCUCUAAUAUUAUAUGCAAAGUGCUUCAGUGCUUCUUAAUAAACUGUAUGCAACUGUAGACAUAGUCCUCGUUGGAAUCUUGAAAUCAUUCGACUUAUGACUAGAUGUUCAGAUCCUGCCAGUAGACAAACAAACAACCUUAGAUUAAGACUGCACAUAAACUCACUGGGGGAGUUAAUUAUCUGGGCUUUCAAGUGCUAUUACAGAUGUAUCUUUGCCAAGUAGGAGUGCUGUUUGUUAUACGAGAAACAUGCACGUUAGUUUUUUUUUUUUUUCCUUCUUCUGCUAUUGCAACGCUUUUCUUCGUUGACUGCAUAAUUAUUGUUGCAGUGACUUGUAACAGACGUGCACUUUCAGUCAGUUCAGUUGGGGUGAGUUUCGGGUUUGCACACACUGAAAGAAGGGAAAGAAUGCCGCAGUGCAUUUUAGUUCCUCUAGCCAUACUUUUUAUUAUUGUUUUAUUUUUUUGGCCACAAUAUCAACCCAUGGUAAUGAGGCUAGAUGACCCAAACAAAAGAAGAAGAGGAGUUCUUUGUAUCUCACACCAAAAUAUGAGAUUUGUAAAAUGUGAAUCGACAGUUGAGGGAGAAAAGAAAAAAAAAAAAGAUGAAGAUCUACAGUGAUUUGUGCAAUGAUUUACAGUAUUGUGAGUGUAUAGUCAGUUCUUAACCGAGGUUUGGUGCUCAAACAACAACAAAGUAUGACCAUUGUAUAAAAAAAAAAUAAUGUUUUACAUGAAUGCUUGACUGGUCUCAAGCACGGUCAGUAUAGCAAAUUAUUUUUAUUGUACAGUAAUGAGACUCGUAUCUUAACUGUUGUCACUUUUCUGUCAUGGUCCGUCUAUUUUAGCUCUUUGCUUUAUCUCUGUGCUGAUCGGGGGGUGAAAGAGGAGGGACGUGUGUUGACUGAAAAGCAGGUCACUUGAGGGAGAUGCGUGAAUUUCACAUCAUGGUGAUUUAAAUAUGAGAUAAAAAUCCUCAUCCGUGGAGCUGGAUGAUAAUAAUUAGACAAGACUACAAGCUGUAACACUGAUUCUGUUCUGUUUCUAGUUGCUUUAAUGUUAACAGCGCCUUCCAGUUGUGUUUUAUACAGAGAAUCAAACUAAAAUGACAUAAUUCAGGUGUAUGUUAUGUGGAAAAGGGGGCAGGAAGGUACAGUCUGCAGUACAGUGCAAGGCAAAUGUAUGUGUUGAUGGUAUCAUUUCAGUAUUGUAUGCUAUUUACUUUCCUUUUUUUGCCAUGUAUUUUUUCAUUACAAUGAGUCUGCUUUUUGCUUUUAGUCAAUAAAAGUUUCCGAUUUUUCAA